CGUACAAAAAUAUCUCUGUUCUUAUACAUUGACUUGUAGUUCUGAAUUCAACACCACCACCACCAACAACUACAAGAACCAGUCUUCUCUUUCAAUCAAAAUCCAUUUCACUAACCAAAACAAUCAUGACCAUCAGAUAGUGUUCCCACUUCUUCUUCUUUUUUUUUGUGGUUCUCUUUUCAUCGUCUUUUAUUUUCAGAAUCCCUUUUUUAACAUGGAUUCUGAAGAGUCUGUUCGCCAACUCAGAGGCGUUGUCAUCAUCACUCUUCCUCCUCCGGAUAACCCUUCUUUAGGCAAAACCAUCACUGCUUUUACUGUUACUAAUGACUCUCCACAGCCCCACCAAACUCCACAAGAAAAUGAUUUGAUUCCACAGGAACAAAACCCAGUUCCUGAACUUCCACUUCAGUCCCCUCCAGUUCAAUUCUAUAUACCAAGACCCCUUUUUGACUCUCCAAGGAAGCUUUUUGGCCUUCUGGGUAUCGCUGUUCUGGCUCUUCUUCUCUAUAGUUCCGUGUUUUCACACACUGUUCAAGAGCUUCGUAAUUCUAAAGAGGAUCGUGAGGAUAAGAAGACUCUUAUUUUCCCUUUGUAUCGGAAAUCUAGUGUUCCUGAGAAUGAUAUAGAGUUUAAGCUUGGGAGGGCUGUAGCUUCAAUUUAUGCGGAUAAAAAGAAUAUCAACAAAAAGUCUUUUUCUGCUAAUACUGUCGGUGUUGAUUCUUCUUCAAUUUUCCCUGUUAGGGGCAGCGUUUAUCCAGAUGGGUAUGCUUAA
Pistacia vera is the source of this 772-nucleotide messenger RNA. Its product is annotated as aspartyl protease APCB1-like. Lineage: Eukaryota; Viridiplantae; Streptophyta; Magnoliopsida; Sapindales; Anacardiaceae. The transcript has a single exon. The coding region runs from base 215 to 772 and encodes 185 amino acids. The record is from RefSeq and is a predicted model, not a curated record.